AUGGGGGUUUUUUGGGUGGGUAUGGGGGUUUGGGUAGUAAUGGUUGAGGGUUUGGUGAAGUGGGUUUGGGGGUUGGGGGAUGAUGGGGGAAAUAUGGUGGGGGGGUUGGUUUGGGGGGGGUUGGGGAUAAAAGGGGAUAGGGUUUUUGGGGUGGAUGGGGAAGGGGAUUGGGUGGAGAGGGGUGGUGUUGUUGGGUGGUGUGGUUGGGGGUGUGGGGGUUGGGGGGUGGUUGUGUUGUGGGUUUUUGGUGGGGGGUGUGGUUGGUUGGUGGGAGUGGGUGUUUUGGUGGUGGGGGUUUGGGGGUUGUGGUGGUGUGUGGGGUGGUGGGGGGGUUGGUGGGGUGGGUGGUUGGUUUGUGUGGGGUGUUUGGUGGGGUGGUGUUGGGGUGGUAGGUUGGGGGGUGGGGGCAGGGAAAAUGGGGGGGAGGAGGGGGGGGGUAUGAGGUAA
Knipowitschia caucasica is the source of this 447-nucleotide messenger RNA. NCBI's taxonomy places the organism in Eukaryota, Metazoa, Chordata, Actinopteri, Gobiiformes, Gobiidae. The record is from the annotation of a GenBank genome assembly.